Suncus etruscus (white-toothed pygmy shrew) is the source of this 1585-nucleotide messenger RNA. It is a transcript of the gene PROSER2, whose product is annotated as proline and serine rich 2. The record is from RefSeq and is a predicted model, not a curated record. Lineage: Eukaryota; Metazoa; Chordata; Mammalia; Eulipotyphla; Soricidae. The transcript has 4 exons. The coding region runs from base 199 to 1557 and encodes 452 amino acids.
CAGGGCCAAGGCGGGGCGCGCGGAGCAAAGAGCGCGCGGCUGGGGGAGCGCGCCAGGGAGAGACCCCCCGAGUCUCGGGGCUCCCGAUCUCCACUUUGGGGGUGCCUGCCAGUCUUUCCAGACGCGAUCCAGUUUGAGGAAUGGGGUCCUGGCUCUGAGCCCCAACCUGUGACCCGGCCAGCGUGAGUUCCUGCAGGGAUGCCGACGAACCAGCACAAGCCUGAGUCCUCAGAGAUGGAGCCUGACUCGUCCCCCAGUGUGGGCCUCAGGGACCUGAGCAGAGGCGGCAGCCUGGAGAGUCGCAGCAGCAGCUCGCGUUCCAGAAGCUUCACUCUGGACGAUGAGAGCCUACGGCACCUCACGCACGAGGAGAAGGAUGUGCUCCAGUUCUUCGAGGACACCAUCGACUCCCUGGAGGAGGACCUGGAGGAGCAGGAGCUUGGCGACAAUGGGGCGCCUGGCCGGUCACCCCCUCACUCUGGGCAGGGGAGUGCUGGUGACCACGUCCCAUCUGAUGCAGCCUUCAUCGAUCUGGUGUCCCUGGAACCCAUGGCGGAGGGAGAGGCUGAGCCCCUCCCAGAUGCAGUGGUGCAGGCCGAAGGGGCUGCAUCUGUCAAGAAACAUGAAGCUGCCCUGAAUUCCGGGGUUCCAGACCCCCCUGAGGAGGCCCAGCCGGCUCCCAGUAGCCCCGAGGCCCUACCACCAGCCUCGGCUGACGCUGGAGCCCCCAGCAGCCCUCGCCGAGAGCUGCUUUCCCCCACUGCACCCGCUGAGCACCCCAAACUGGCCCGCUCCGUGCCCACCCCGCUGGUCUUGGCGCAGCAGAUUUCUGAGAAGCUGAGUGGAGACGAGGCCCUUUCGCCCACGUCCCCCUGGAGGGAAGGCAGGAGGACCCCGACUUUCCCGGCCCCCCGGCUGGGUGAGCCCCUCUUGGGGGGAUCCAGAUCCGCAACCCUGCCAGCCCCCAAGCUUCACCGCUUCCCCAGCAAUAUCAGUGUCACCAACUGUGCGGGCCGGGACUUCAGCCAGACCAUCUCCAAGGCUGCUGUGAGCGUGCAAGAGCGCAAGGCCCGCGUCUUGGCCAACAUCAAUGGCGUGGCCUUCCCCAGCACAGGGAGCCUGGGGGACAGGGCCAGUACCAGUGACACAGUUGAGCGUGUGGUGCGUGAGCCCGCUCAGGACCCCUUGAGCCGGCAGCAGUCCCGAGCAGUGCAGACGGACCAGCCACCCACCUGGGCCAACGGCUUCCAGAGCCUCCAUGAGGUGCUGAGGAGCGAGCCAGCACCCUUCGUGUCCACAGGCAAGACUGUCACCUUUCGGCCCGAGUCCUCGGCCAGCAGCAGCAGGCUGGCCCGGCAGCAGGCUGGUGGGAGCAUGUACGAGCCCCGGCCACCUACCCUGGGCACCGAUGCCACCCGGCCACGGUCUGGGUCCCUGCCCCGGGCUGUGGGCUUCCGACCCCAGGGCAUCACUGUGCAGUUCUCGGGCCGGGGUUCCACGGAGGAGGCUCGGCGGGAGGCUUUGAGGAAGCUGGGGCUGCUGAAGGAGCACCUGUAGGGAGGAGGGAGACUGGUUGGCAUGGGCU